Molecule: messenger RNA, 318 nt
Organism: Strongylus vulgaris
Lineage: Eukaryota; Metazoa; Nematoda; Chromadorea; Rhabditida; Strongylidae
Source: the annotation of a GenBank genome assembly
AUGACUUUAAACUACCACCGCGUCAUCUCAAACUCGAAACCGUGGACAUUUCUGAGGCUACUUUUCACAUGGAAAGCAAGUAUCUGGAAGGCAAUAUAUUUGGAGUUACUAUGUUUCCUCAUCGUUUAUGGCGCACUUGCAGCUGUCUAUCGAUAUGUGCUUGAUUCCGAUCAACAAAAGAUCUUCGAAGGAAUCGUUCGUUUUUUUGAUGAACGAUUGGAUUAUAUUCCUCUUGAGUUGGUGCUGGGAUUUUUUUGUACAAAAGUGUUCAACCGGUGGACUACGCAAUAUGACAACAUAGGAUUCAUAGACAAGUGA